CGGUUGGCCCGGCUCCACGGGGCGCAUCUCCGGGGCCACAGACCCUGGGGAUGUUGCGGGAUUUUCCAUGCUCUCUUCCUCACCGGAUAGCACCACAGGCAGGGGUCUUCCUCCUCGCCGCGGACUUUGACAUGGCGGCGAAGGCAGGACCAUUUCUGGCACCAGUUGUGUAGUGCACGACGACUCGGAUGCAGAACUUCUGGUAAGGGCUUUCGCCGGUUUAUUAAACACACGGUAGCACUACACACCAGAGAUAGGUGUCCCUAUACUUGGUCCUAGCUCAGCUAUGUCUAGGGCUCUCUCAAUCGGGUCGGGACGGAGGCUCAACCAACACCGCCUGACCGAGGAGAGCAGCACUUCACGCAAACCUAGCCGGCUCUUGCAGACUAUUAUGAGCCCUACCCCUGGCUGUCUCUUCAUCAGCCGCUCACCAUCCCUGGCUCCCACGACGACCCCGCUCACGUCACUGGGGUCCCCCUUAAGUACCCCUUUACAAUCCCCGUCACAUGACGUCAUCCCAUUACCCCAUGACGUCAUCAGGCUACUCAUGAAUCCCGCAUGCUCAGAAACUGCAUGCUCAAGCAGCGUAAGUUCAGAUAUGAGGGACUAAACGGGUAUGGCAUGGGCUAGAGAAGAGAUUGGAAGAUGUGGAGGUGAUCGGACUUGCCAAUGACUGGUACCAGGAGUAUAAAGAUCGACCUCUGUGGAGGAGGCCCAUGAAGGAUGCUGCAGGGUAGUUGGAGGCAUUCGUACUGCAACAACGAGGUCAGAGGAGUGACACAUAAAUGGGUGGAACACUGGAUGUCUAAAAUGCAGCAAGUUGGCACAGUGCGUAGCACAGGUGGUGUAUCUGCCAGUGAUCUUAGUCAUCCCUUGACAUGUUGUAUAUGUCGGGUCUUGAAAAAUUUAUAAUAAAAAAUAAAAUUUAAGUGAAAUAAAAUUUAAGGUAUGUUGUUAUGACAUUUAGGCUCGGAAAUGUUGUCAAGGGUUGUAUUAUCAAUCGGGAUAAUACAAUGAAUUGUGUAAAGUUAUGCAAGCGUGAUGUAAGUAUGCUAAAUUAAGCUUGGCUUCGUUGUCUAGGGCUGUAUUAUCAAUCGGGAUAAUACAAUUAUUCUCGCUUUAUCAUUUACUGAUUAUGUUCUAGUGUGUUUAUGUCAGGUCUCCAAACUCAAAUCUCACCGCAGGAUACAGUUCUUAUAAUUAAGAUUAUUACGCAUGAACUUAGGAGGGCACCACUCAGACACUUCUGUGUUAAGCAACUUUAAUUUCUAAACAAAAACAUGACACUCUAAUAUGCAAACUCUUAUGCUUGGAAUUGUCAACACAGUACUCCUGAAGAUGUUCUCCUCAUUGAUCCGUACAUUUAACCCUCAAUGAUUACGUUUGUUAAACUGGGUAACAGAACAAUCGUUUAAUUCCUCAGCGUAAAAGCGAGCAGACACGGUGAUUGGAAAAAGUCUUUAAAAAUUAAUGUGACGAUAUUCAUACGAACGGCAAUAAAGAAACAUCUCCCGAAGGCAAAAAUAGACCUCAAUGAAUUCAUCGGUAAGAUUAUGCAAUUAACGAAAUGUCUUGGAACAAUGGUGUGCGGCAGUUUCAGCAAAUGUUUAUCAAAUUGGCUCGGGCUUCAAUAAAUUUGCGGGCAAGAUUAUGUGAUCAAAAUAAUGAUUUUAAAACGAUAGUCUCCCUGUGAGUGUGUAGAUUCAUAAUGUGUAGGUUUCUAAACGUUAAGUUUCAUCAAUGAAUUCAUUGGUAAUAUUAUGCAAUUAACAAAAAGAACGACUAAAAUACUUCUAAAUGACUGUAUCCACGUAACUCAAUGGGCAACAAUGUUCAUCAUCAGCUAAUAGUUGACGCACUCUUAUCAUUAGUCUUCUUAUUAUUCCCGAUAUGUGCGUUAUGUGCGUGUUGGUGGUUUGUCUUCUUGUUCAACUCUGUUGUGUUAAGCAGAUGCCGGGCGAUGCGUUGUGAGUGUGGGGGAGGGUCAUACACACAGCUUCCUCGCUCUCUCUCGCUUGGCGGCAGCUGUAGCUGCUUGUCCACUGCUGGAUGAAGAGUCGGUACGACGCUCGCCGUCGGCGGUGCGCGAUGAUUCCGUCGUCAGAUAGCGCCCGCAGCUCGUCCGCUGGUCACCGUUCCUCACUCUUGUCUUGGUUCCCAGCUGGUGCUGGUCGGUGUGUGUGGGUCGAACCCACGGCGCUCUCACCGGCGCUCUCCUCUUCCUCACGGGCAGCUGGUCAGGCUCUUUCCCCUGCUGGAUGAGCUGAGUCCGCACAACGCUUGUCUUUGAAGGUGCACGAUAGCGCUCGCCGCUUGUCCGCUGGCAGCUGACACCCUUGCUCGGUGACACUGGUGGUGCUGCUGCGCUCUUUUUCCGGCUCCAUGCUCUCUGGCGAUGCCCGGUUGCGCGUGCAGCUGCUUCUCUGCGAUGCUGGCUUGGUCGAUGCUUGGCGCUUUCCUCCCUUUCUCCCGGUUGAUUGCAGACGUUGCUCGUCACUCUUUCUCUCGGGCUGCAGCUGCUCGUGGGAGCUGGCACUCACUCUCAAAACUUGUAAAUUGUAUUCGCACACCUCUUACACAACUGUGAAAGCUUAGUACAAUACAAAUUAUCGCAAUCCUUUACUUUGCAAGUGACGCAAAACGUCAGGAUAAAUGUAGAAUAAAACUUUCAGCGAUACUCUGUCGGUCCAUGCCGAACUCAGCACCGAGCAUCACCUCACCUCUCUUCUCUGCGAGACACAACACCCAUUGUUGAUCUUGAGGCCAUGCCCCGGAGUCUGCCCGUCGCAGUACUGGCUCUUUGCGUUGACUUCGUAGACUCGUGGCUUCUGCUGAUGCAGCUCGUUAACGGGGGCAGGUUCCCGGAGCCUGCCGAUCGCAGCACUGAAUUGUGUGUGUCGUGUCCCUGUUUAUAUCUGAAAUCUCUGCUGUCGGCUCGCCUUCUCACAAAGGACUGGAAUCCCUUUGAUUUCGCUCUUUGCUGUGGGGGCAGUUGUUCAUCCGGGGUACGUGUGUAUGUAUGUGUAUGUCCUUAUUUAUUAAGCAAUAUGUUAAGUUUCACCCUGGCCUGGUUUCUAUGUCCCCCUCCUCAAGCCAUAUUUUCAUCCGUGGAAAACAGAUGCCCCAAAUUACCCUUGAUAUGUUUUCCUAGUUUUUCAACUUUGUAAUAAUUAUUCUGGAGGGUGGGGUUCCCCAUGUCCAGUCGCAUUCACCCCCCCCCCCCUCUCUCGCUGUGGGGUGUUACAUUUUCUUCUCUCUCACAGAGAGGUGCGCUGGCCUUUGAAGUUUUGUACCGUUUGGAAAAAAAUAUUAUUUUACCUUUUUUUGCUUGAUACCGUACCACUUUUGUAGUUCUGAUUCUGUAAGUGACUCAAAGUAUGUUUGUAGCAGUGUUUACAGUACUUCCAUCGUGGUUUGGAGUUCCUUCAUGGUGUUUAAUUUUUUAUUUUAAGAGGAGAUGCCCUCUGAAUGCGUAUGCAUUUUUUUAAUAUCACGUGCUUCUGGGAGACGAAGGUGGUUGGGAGGUUCUCUCUCUAUGGGAUACAUUUUAUCUUGGUUAUGUGUGAUUGACCUGUUUCGCCUUUUUUAUUCUUCUUGGAUGACCCUAGGUCUAAUACUUCAUAAUUAUUAUUUGGUUUAUGUUUAUCCAGAAUUCAUUCUUUGGUUCUUUUGGUAAAGUCACGUAGAAGAAGAAGAAUAAAAAUAAGGUGAAUAACAUUAUGGUUAAAAUAAUAUUUGAGAAAUAAUAACCCGCUAAUGUAGAUUUUAGCCUGGUUUUUAAUCGGAGUGAGUGUGUUGGCAGUCUAUGAUGUCCACUUAAUAUUGUCGCUAACUUUUGGACUUUUACGGUAUAAAAAAAAAAUCAGUUAUAAUAUCCGUUUUCCCUGCUAUGUGCCUGUGUUUUACCGUUCUGGAGAUUUGUUUGUGAACUGUCCAAAACGUUCGGGGGAGGUCGUGUCAUAUGGUCAUCUGACCACAACCUGGAGAUUUUCCAGUUCGUCGUUAACCUCCCUUUGCCCCGGAGUUUAUUAUUUAAUGGUUAUUUUAUGGCCUCCUCCCUCGACUUGCUUUCAAUGCGGUAAGGCAGCUCCUGUGUGAGGGGAGGGGGGUUCGCAUCACCCCCUUUUGUCCCUAGCGACAGCGCGAUUGAUUAUUAAAAAAUAAAUAUUGGCAGAAUUAUUCUUGAUAUAAAUUUUUGUAAAAAGGCCUAUAUAUACAACAGACACCUGGAUCAUUCCCAUGACCUACUGGCAAGUGCUCCACACUUACAUCGCCUCAAUUCGCACCUAUCAUGGCAUGACCACUGUGAUGAUGUAACUACCAAUUAGUGGUGAAUGGUGGCUGUUUUCUUUUGUUCGUUCGGUAAAAUCACGUAGGUAGAAAUAAAACAAAUCACGUGUCAUCUAUGUAUCUCUUCCACAAGGAAUGACGUAGGGUGGAUGUCUGGAUAGCAACUGUUUAAAAUUUCAUGGAGAAAUUGAUCAUGGAGAAAUUCGAAACAGAUGACAUCUUGUUGUUCGCAGGACUUUAUCAGGAACUAUUAUGACUUUGUUUACAUUUAUUUUACACUUUCCGUCGCCGCAAAGUGUAUUGGUAGUCUAUAAUGUAGACUGUAGCCUGCUUUUUAACUUCAAUGAGCAUACUGGUGCUCUCUAAUGUAGACGUAUUCCUGCUUCUUCAAUGCAUUUCACUUGCUUCGUUUGCUCACGUCACGCUAUUUACUUACAUGUAGUAUUGCGAUGGUGAUUUCUAUGUAAAUAAGUUGCAGUUUCUUUGGUAUAGCUGAUUACAUUUGGUGUUUCAUUUUGUUACGUUGUUGGAAAAAACUAUUUAAAAAUUGGCAUACUGCAGCUUUUCUUUCAACAUUCUCCUCAUGCAGAGAGAACUAUUUCUCUUUUUGGUAUUGUUUUUACGCACUGACAUAAUAAAAUGCAGUCCUUAUUUAUUUAGUUAAAUACCAAAUUACUGCUGUUUUCGUGUGUGUAUUUAUUAGUUAGCAGGUACUGGAACCUACCAACUCACAUGCGUUCGGUGGGGCGGAGGGGGGAAUUUUCUUUCUUGUGGACACAAGGAGGGUGCACGUACCUCUGGAGGGAGCCAGCGGAGACGUGGCGGAGAAGCAGGCCCUGCUUGGCAGGGUCCCGUCGCAGAGGGAGAGAGGGGACGUGUCGGCUCAGGGGAGUUAAGGGGGCCCGGAAAUGAGGGCCCGAGGACAUGUGACGCUGGCUCCGGUUCCGUCUCGAGAGACCGAGGAGGGGGCGUGGCCAGGGGCAGAGCAAGGCCACAAGCUGACGCUGCCAGUUCUUCUGCCACUUGGCUGUACAGAAUUGGUCAUGGAGCGAAGACAAUCAGCAGGAGAAAAACCCUUCAAGUGCACUGUGUGUGGGAAGGCGUUUGCACAUCCAUCACUUCUUCAAAGACACCAGAGAAGUCACACAGGAGAGACACCCUUCAAGUGCACUGUGUGUGGGAAGGCGUUUGCAGAGGCAUCACAUCUUAAAAGACACCAGAGAAUACACACAGGAGAAACACCCUUCAAGUGCAUUGUGUGUGGAAAGGCCUUUGCACAGUCAUCACAUCUUAAAACACACCAAAGAAUACACACAGGAGAAAAACCCUUCAAGUGUACUUUGUGUGGCAAGGCAUUUGCACAUUCAUCAAUUCUUCAGGGCCACCAGAGAACACACACAGGAGAAAAACCAUUCAAGUGCACUGUGUGUGGGAAGGCAUUUGCACAUUCAUCAUUUCUUAAAAGACACCAGAGAAUACACACAGGAGAAACACCCUUCAAGUGCACUGUGUGUGGAAAGGCCUUUGCACAGUCAUCACAUCUUAAAACACACGAGAGAAAACACACAGGAGAGACACCCUUCAAGUGCACUGUGUGUGGGAAGGCAUUUGCAGAGUCAUCACAUCUUAAAAGACACCAGAGAAUACACACAGGAGAAACACCCUUCAAGUGCACUAUGUGUGGGAAGGGCUUUGCACAGUCAUCAGGUCUUAAAACACACCAGAGAAUACACACAGGAGAAAAACCCUUCAAGUGUACUUUGUGUGGCAAGGCAUUUGCACAUUCAUCAAUUCUCCAGGGCCACCAGAGAACACACACGGGAGAGAAACCCUUCAAGUGCACUGUGUGUGGGAAAGCAUUUGCAGAGUCAUCACAUCUUAAAAUACACCAGAGAUGUCACACAGGAGAGACACCCUUCAAGUGCACUGUGUGUGGGAAGGCCUUUGCAAAGUCAUCACAUCUUAAAACACACCAGAGAAUACACACAGGAGAAAAACCCUUCAAGUGCACUGUGUGUGGGAAGGCGUUUGCACAUUCAUCACUUCUUAAAAGACACCAGAGAAUACACACAGGAGAAACACCCUUCAAGUGCACUUUGUGUGGGAAGGCCUUUGCAAUGUCAUCGCAUUUUAAAGCACACCAGAGAAAACACACAGGAGAGACACCCUUCAAGUGCACUAUGUGUGGGAAGGCGUUUGCAUAUUCAUCAAUUCUUCAGGGCCACCAGAGAACACACACGAGAGAGAAACCCUUCAAGUGCACUGUGUGUGGGAAGGAAUUUUCACUGUCAACAUAUCUUAAACAACACCAGCGAACGCACACGGGAGAGAAACCCUUCAAGUGCACUGUGUGUGGGAAGGAUUUUUCACUGUCAACAUAUCUUAAAAAACACCAGAGAACACACACAGGAGAAAAACCCUUAAAGUGCACUGUGUAUGGGGGGAAGGGUUUUCGACAGUUAGGGGAUCGAAACAAGCAUCAAACCAUUCAUCAGGAAAUUAAUCUGAAAUCGGCUUGUGAAAGUCAAAGUGCUGCAAUGAGUCCAUCACUCAUGAAACAAGAACUAGAAAAACAUUUGGGAUAUGAAACGUGGCCAGGAGUGAAGGCAAAAUGUCAAGAAGUGAAAAUGAAAUUUGAAUCAGUGAAAGUGAAGACUGAAGAAGUGAUGGUAAAGAGUGAAGUGAUAGUGAAAUGUGAGGUAGAAGAUUCGACUCCAAAAUCCGACCUUCACGUCGAUGGAGGUAGCGUGAAGCUGGAAGAGACUGUGGACGCUGAGGCAGAGCGAGGCAACUCCCAGCAAUUUGUGGAUGUGGAGGUGUGGGUGGAUUUUUUAGGCAAUACUGAGUCAAAUGGAGACCAAGUAGAUGUAUAUCAUUGACCUAAAGAUAAACAAGUUCCAUUUCAUUCACAGGACUUUUCCAUAAGAGUUUUUUUGGGUUAGAUCGCGCAAAUAUAUAGAUUUUUCAUUAAAACCUACCACCACCCGACAGCCAUCUAGUAAGGGUUGUCACGUGAACAUGCCAAUUCGUCACUAGUAAAGCACACCCGUGUGUUGGAGAGCCAAGCCACAGCAUUUACAAUCUGAGUACGACGUUUCGCCAGUAAUUACAGCUAGCUUCAUCAGGUGACAGCCAGAUGUUUGCCUUUCUCAUUACAAGGGUUUAACCUCCAAGUAGUCAAUAGAGGCAGUGUGGAGCUGGAGGAGGCUGUGGACUGAGAGAGUGAAAUGACACCCAGCAGUUUGUGGAGGUGCACUUUUUGCAGGAUGCAGAGUAGGAGCGGCCAGCAUGUGUGGACUUGGAGGUUGGGUAGAUCUGUAAGCAGGAGCGGGAGACAAAAAAGCUUCGUAUCAUUAAACAUCGACACGAGUCUGCCAGUAGGGUGGAACGAUGAUUGAUGUGUAACCCCAGUCGGGUAAUUUGUCGCUAAUCUUUCGAAUCUGACAAAUUUUGACCCUGACACCAUGAAUGGUGAACAUCCACUUAAUCAGAUGGUGCAUAUUUUUGGUCAAUAUUGCUGCGGUAAUCAUGAUGGCUGCCGGACAGAUGUGAACUGUGAACCUUUUAACAAAUAUCAACCGUGCUAUCACUUGGCUUCUUUCAUUCUAAGAAUGCAUGCAGGUGUAGGCAUCCAUUCAGAGAUCAGUGUACAGUAAAUGUGAUGUAAUGUGAUGCAGUAUAUUUCAAUGCAAUAAUUCAAUGUUGGCGAUGUGUCUCUUGAUUAUUUAGAGUUAUAAAUUUAACACAUUAUUCUGAGCAUAUACAACAAAAGCUCUUAUCCAGCAUCCAUGGAGAAUCGAGGGUGCCAGUUCAUUAAAUGUGCCGGUUAUCUGAGAGGUAUACUUUAUGGUUCAGCAAAAUUCUCAAAUGUAAAAACAUUUUUUAAUGAAGAAAUUAAGCAUACAUUUUAACUAUGAUAUUCAAAAUAAUUAACUCUUUUACAGAGGUACUCACCAGUCAUUUGUACAGGAUUUUAAUUUAUUGUAGAGAAGCAGAUUGCAGUGUACAGUAGUGCAGUACCGUAUGUACAAGUGUAGUGAGUUCAAGAAGACGUAGACGACGUAGUCGGAGGCACACUUAUUUAUUAUAACUUUACACUCAACACAGGCCAAUGUAUACAACACUUGAAGGGGUAACGGCCCCUUCACCCAUCUAACAGGGAGACCCCACUAACACUAGCCCGGCUAGCCUGCUCCCAGGUCCUCCACUCGAGAGCUAGGGGAGGCUAGCUGAUCCAGCUCUGGCCAAGCUAGGAUCUCGGCACCCUUAGCCAACCAGACCGACUCUUACAAGAGCAUCGGCUCUGGGCUCUCGGGGCCACGCCACUGGCUUGCCCCGGUCGGUCCUUAGAAGGACAGCGAGCCAGGGGAGUCCCAGGGCCUAUCUAGUCGGUCUUCACUCUUCGCUGGUUAAGCUGAAUACUCCACCCCGAGCCCACCGGCUCUCUCUGCCUUAUAUAGCAGCUCCCCCCCGAGGAGUGGGGCCGUGGGGGAUCACAGCGCCGUUACAGCCCCCCAGGGCUAACCGAUGCGGACGUGGAUGUAGGCACCCUUACGCGUGCGGGCGUAACCACACCUUGUGUGUUUGUCCUCCCGUAACACCCCUACACAAGUACAGUGAAACAAUUAGGUUCGGCAGCCCACAACACGAUCGCAAUGGAAGAUUGCAGAUUAUUGCAAUUGCGACUCCAUUCGCGCCACCACUCAGCAAAGUCAUAAAGAACGCUGCAAGAUACCAGAAUUUUUCUCGAUAUGUGAAGUAAUAUUUAUUUUGCCGCUUAACAGAUGCCGGUUAAUAGAGCAUUCCGUACGGAAAAGUACGUGAUAGCAGAGAUUUUGCUGUAAGUACCAUUUGGUAUUAAACGGUCAAAAAUGGAAAGUCCUAAAUAGACGAACGUUUGUUUUGAUUGUAACCUGUGCGGAACAUUUACGUGACUGCUGUUGUUCAUGUGAUACAGGGUCAAAAGCAUUGUUUGUAGCUUAGGAACCAUAUCGCUCAAUUCAUUAUCUUCUAAAUUACGAAUAUAGUACACACAAGGGAAAACACUGAAAUGUUGCAUAAAGGAGAUAUUUUUACACAACGCUAAUUAUGUUGUGUUAUCUUACCUAUAAACAUGAUUUUUUUGUCUGCCUGUGUCUGCGUACGCCUAUCCUCGUAACGCUUUCAACUGACAAACUAUUGGGUUUACGUUUUAACAAAGUACACAUACAACAAACUAAGCCCCCCUCACGAAAACUGCUAUUUGUUUUUGCCAUUGGGCCAAUGUAAGCUAAUAAGAUCACACCUUAUAACAAUGUACACUGAUCGUAAUGAUAACUUUGAGCGUAUGCUUUGCAUCUGCGCAUGCAUAGAAACGCUAACUCACUGUUGCCCCGAGCAACGUAAGCAAGCUUUUUGAAUGGCGACGGGAGGGAGGUUCUCCUUUGCGUUAAACAAAGGCAAAAAAAGCACAGUUACUGCUGCACAAGCACACGCUGAGGUAAAUCCUGAACAGUGUGAUGUGUCCCCCCCACCCCAAUGUGCCUUUACUACAAUAGUCAGUAGAUACUACUAGAGUGAUUAGAUACUUCUAGAUUGGAAGCUUUCGUGACUGCAAGGAUUCAUACUCUUAGGUUUUUUUGGUAAAGUCACGUAGGUAAAAAAUAAAAUUAAAAGUUAAUAAAAGUAAUAAUCGAAAUAAAAUAAUAAAUCACGAGGUUUCGGAGGCAACACAAGUCUCCGUCAUCAGGUGGGACCGUCACAGCUAAAAUUACUGCAUCAAGUGAGGAAAAUUCCAAAAGACCAGCCCUUAAAUACAAGUUAAGGGGGGAGGAGCUUAUCUGAAUGUGGUAACCAGGGAAUGGAACGUGGGGGUGGUGGGCGGGGCUACAAGAGAAAUUGGUCAACGUCGACCUGUGCAAGAAAACGGAGCUACAAGAGAAAUUGGUCAACGUCGACCUGUGCAAGAAAACAAUCGGUGUACCUAAACCGAUGUUGGUUGAGAAUCCAAAUACAAAAAAGCAGUACUCUGUGGCAAUUCCUUGCGGCGCUGGUGAAGGCUGCAAUCCCCUACUCUGUCGGUCAGACUCACUUGGCUUCCCUCUGCUCGCAUGCAGCACCAUGGCCCCAGUGGCCCACUGAUGGCACUGCAUGGUGUGUUCGCCUUUGCGUCUGUUUCAACGGCACUUGGCGCUAUGCGCCGUAGUGAUCCAUUUAACAUCACUACAUCACUCCCCCCCCCCCCCCUUUUAAAAUUCAGCCGUCCCAGCUGACACCCAUUCCCUGUAUAGCGGGACAAACUUCCCGAAUACACAUACAAAGCAAUGAACAGCAACACAAUAGGAACCUCCCACGUGAGUCAACCUGAACAAACAACAACAAUUCAACACAGCAACAACAACAAAAAAUACCCCGACGCACCUUAAUGACCCACCCUGGACAAUGUACAAUACUCGAUGACCGCCGACCUGCCGCCACCCAUGAGCCCCGAAAGGGCCCAGUUCGACCGGCACCCGCAGCCUUGCUCGUGGCUGCGGCCUUGUGUUGGGCGGCGUCGAAAUAAAUAGGACGACCGGGUGAGUUAUAUAAAAGUCACAGUUUUAGAGCGAGUUCUCGUCGCCGGGCCCCCAGGCGGGACAAGGGCAGGUUUACCAGGGACCUCGGGGACGACUUGAAGAAGGCCUAACGGGCGCGGCCCCUCCCGUACAAGAGAUGGGUAAAGAGGGGAAGCGGAUGUCAGCCACUCCCCUCCUCGCUGGAUGGCUUUCCGACGGUGUGACGGGCAGCUCCGAGGUCAUCAAGUGCUGGAUUCCUGUGGGCGAAAGAACAGAAAUCUGCUGAGGCACAACUUCGGUGGUCGCACGCCCGGGCUAUUCGGGCACAUCCGACACCCGGCCUUCGGGCAGUGGGGAUGAAACAUCAGUAAAAGGCGGAAAAUACAGUUUCAAUCACGACGGGUGUACAUACCAUCGUCUGCGACCAACCUGAAUCCGAACACAUUGGGGCCUCUUGACCUCUAUCACCUCGACCGGGCCCUGCCACGGUCUAUAUAACUUGGGAGACGGGCCCACAGGCACUUGAGGACAGUGCAGCCAAGCCCUCUCGCCGACAUUCCACGGCUUUGGUCGUGCCUGCUUUCACUACAGCAGUGCAUACUGACUUUGGUGGGACCUGCUUUCACUAGAGCAGUGCAUACCGACUUUGGUCGUACCUGUUUUCACUACAGCAGUGCAUACUGACUGGUGGUAACUGCUUUCACUACAGCAGUGCUUACU
Lethenteron reissneri (Far Eastern brook lamprey) is the source of this 11543-nucleotide messenger RNA. RefSeq names its product oocyte zinc finger protein XlCOF6-like. The record is from RefSeq and is a predicted model, not a curated record. Gene Ontology annotation, biological process: regulation of transcription by RNA polymerase II. Gene Ontology annotation, molecular function: DNA-binding transcription factor activity, RNA polymerase II-specific; RNA polymerase II cis-regulatory region sequence-specific DNA binding. Lineage: Eukaryota; Metazoa; Chordata; Hyperoartia; Petromyzontiformes; Petromyzontidae.